Messenger RNA from Oncorhynchus keta (chum salmon), 431 nucleotides. RefSeq names its product beta-crystallin A3-like. The transcript is spliced from 4 exons. The annotation marks the transcript as partial. The record is from RefSeq and is a predicted model, not a curated record. Gene Ontology annotation, biological process: visual perception; lens development in camera-type eye. Gene Ontology annotation, molecular function: structural constituent of eye lens. Lineage: Eukaryota; Metazoa; Chordata; Actinopteri; Salmoniformes; Salmonidae.
UGCCGUAUAAAACAGAAGAGCCAGAUUGUCACAAAACUCUACGUAAAAGGAUUGGCGCGUGAGAGAGGAGAGGAGACGAACCAGACAUGAAUAGAGCUACUAAAACCCACAUGACCUCUCCCAUGUUUUUCCCUGGCAUGGGUAUGGCCCCUUUUUUCAAGGUGACUGUGUUUGAGCAGGAGCACUUCCAGGGCAAGUGCCAGGAGUUUACCUCUGAGUGCUGUAACAUCCAGAACUGUGGUCUGGACAACAUCCGUUCUAUCAGAGUGGAGAGUGGAGCCUGGGUGGGCUUUGAGCAUCAUGACUUCCAGGGCCAGCAGUUCAUCCUGGAGAGAGGAGAGUACCCCCACUGGGACGCCUACAGCGGCUCCCUGUCCUACCACGUGGAGCGCCUCAUGUCCCUGCGCCCCAUCUACUGCGCUGUGAGGACU